UGUCUACGAUAGGUAACCUAUUCAGAAUUAACUAGCAAUUAGGCCUUAAAUGUAUAAAAACAAGAAUACAGAUACUUAUACCACUGUGUUCUUUUUAUAUUUAUUUGCAGGUGAUCUUCAUGGUGAGAACCUAUCAACGAUCCCCUGGGUCGUGCUCCUACAUGGAUUACAGCCCAGAACAAAUGGAUUCAGCAAUUACUGCUGUUAGAAAGGGAAUGAGCAUGACAGCUGCCGAAAGAUACAAAGUAAAAAUGGAAGCGUUGAGGAAAAGAUGCAAGAACAUGGACAUGAAGAGACCAUGGGGACAGACAAUAUUAACGGAAGCUGAAGAAUCUUUGUUGUGUUCUUACACCACCCAGCUUGCUGAAUGGGGCUUCCCAAUAACCUCAUUUGAGUUACGUUUGCUCGUGCGAUCAAACUUAAAAAGGCAGGGUAAAACAAUCACAAGGUUUUCUGAUGGGUGUACCCCAGGAGUAGAGUGGGCUCGGUCGUUCAUAAAACGCAACAGUGAAAAAAUAUGUUCCCGCAUGGUCUCAAACAUCAACCCCAAUCGUUCUCAGUGAAAUCCUGAAGAUGUUAACAACUAUUUUGACAAUAUGGCAGACAUUAGUAACAGAAUCUACAGACUUAUGACUUUUCUUAAAAAAUCUCGAGGGGGUUUCUUUAUUUGGUCAGACAAGCCAGAUGUUUUUGUCAUUGACAAAGCACAGGUAAUCAGAGUUCUUCCUGCAUCAGUUGAAGAGAGAAGAGGCAGGUUAAUGUUUCAUGUAACGAUUGAUAGCUUUAAUGUUGGUUAAACUGUUCAACCGAACGUAUGUUUUUUAGUGACGUUGUUGGAGAAUUUACAAAUUGGUUGGCAAAAUGAACAAUUAUGGAACUGCAUGUAACAUAACUAUGGAUACCGUAGCUAUGAUGCCCUAUUUAGGCCUGUUCCACAAUGACACGGAAACGGAACAGACGGAAACGGAGACGAAAACGGAGUAUUGUUCCGUUCCGUCCGUAUUUUUCUCGUUCUACAAUACACGGACCCGUAAGAAAUCUUGGCCAAUAAGAAAGAGCGAGCGUGACGUAACUGAAAACUACGAGUAUCAAGUGAGCUACCUGUUAAAUCGAAAUGUAUGGUUGUUAACUUGGUAAUGUAAGUCGAUUUUUUUUUUUUUGCGUUGUGGCGGUGGUAAAGUAGUCCUCCGUAUUCUCAUAUAUAUCAGGUAUAUCUUUAACCAUGAAAAUUAAAUGUUCAUCAAAAUUCGUCAUGAUGAAACCCACGUGCACAAUUCAAAUUUCAAAACAAAUCUUGUUUUGUUGUUCACGCAUAAAAAAGUAGUCGAAAAUACGGGAACCAACAUUAGUCAAAACUAAUAUCUUAAUUAACAUGAACGCACAACUGUAGCUUGACAACUGCAGUGAAUAAAUAACGGGCUCCUAUUGGUCUAACGGAGUAACGUAAACGGAAGACUUCAGCACUGCUGAGCAGGUCCGUAUGGGUCCGUCUCCGUUUGCGUGCUAUUUUAGAAGCUCUGUUCCGUGAAAUCCGUCUUCGUUUCCGUGUUCCGUCUCCGUUUCCGUGUCAUUGUGGAACGGGCCUUAGGACUAUUUUAUAUAUUUCACUCUUGUGUAUUGCUAUGUAUUCAUUAUUUUGUGUGACCAUGUUCACCCCUUUAAAAAUUCACCAUUUUCAGAAUUUUUUGCAUUGGUUUUGUGUUGUGACCAUAGUGACCCCAAUCGGUGAGGUGACUAUGGUCACAAUGUAUUAUUUUUUUACUUAAAUAUAUAGGCUCAAAAAAAUUCAUGCUAAUAGUAUUUUGAAAGCCAGAAUCAAGUACUGUGUUGUACAAAUUUUUAAUGAAAUAUAUAAUUACAUAUAACAAAUGUGGUAUGAAAAAACCAUUAAAAGUGACCAUAGUCACCCCGCUUGACGGUACGCGUUUCAAAACGAAUCUGAGAUUCGAAUCUAACUUCACCUCAGUAGACGGCACACAAUUUAAAAUUGAUUUUCGACAGCUUGUGAAGUAUUAGUUUUAUUACAAACGAAACAAUUAAAAAUAUAACUCUUAAACACUGCCCGCCCACAUGGUAAACAUGUUGUACUUGAUAGCGGCCAUUUUACAAUAAACACCGGAAUUAUGUACAAACUGCUCCUUCGUUUGAAAAAUAAACUAUAUAGAGGCCAUGGAUGGACGAGAGGGUUACUAACGGACGCGACGGAUCAUUGAGAGUUCAGUUUAAUGCUAUUCAAUGUCUAUAAGUGCAUGGUUCAAUUAUAAUUUUUAGAACUUUUACAGAUGAAAUUUUAUUGGCGUGGUCGCAUUGAAUUUUUUGGGUUGUUGACAUGUUUAGGUUAUAUUUAAUAUUUUAUUGUGUUGGUAGCCCUGAAUGGUUGAUUCAGGAGUCAUAAAUUAAAAAAUGGCGUCUCUAACCUAUUAAUGAUGUUUGUUGUGCGCGCGUGUUUUUAAAUUUUUCACGAAUUACUUGAUUAAUAUUUAAUAUCAAGGAUAGUGUAUUGUUGCAAGUUUUCUUUUUAAAAUGCUACGUAGACAAGCCCGAUUACGGCGCGAGUACUUAUACCGCAAGAGUAUUGAAGGUAAACAGCGGGCCUUCCAAGAUAAGAAAGACAGGUUGAAGCAAAGCCUGGAAGAAAACGUCCCUAUCCAGACUGACCUGCGAAAGAAUGCUCUGCAGCUGCAGAAGAAGAUAGACUGGGAGGACGAGGGCCCGCAGCGUGCGGUCGCUAUCGGGACGGAGGUCGGUGGCGGCGGCGGGACGCACGAAGACGACGAGUACCGCUGGGCGGGCGUCGAGGACCCGAAGAUCAUGAUCACCACCUCGCGGGACCCCUCGUCGCGGCUCAAGAUGUUCGCGAAGGAACUGCGACUUAUCUUCCCCAACUCACAGCGCAUGAAUCGCGGUAAUUACGAGGUGAAGCAGCUGGUGGACGCGUGCAGGGCCAAUGACGUGACGGACUUCAUCGUCGUGCACGAGCACAGGGGCGUCCCUGACAAUCUGGUGGUGUGCCACCUGCCCUACGGCCCUACGGCCAGCUUCACCAUCUCGGAUGUGAUCAUGAGGCAUGACAUACCGGAGAUAGGCACCAUGUCCGAGCAGUACCCGCAUCUCGUCUUCCACAACUUCAAGACCCCGCUCGGCCUGCGCGUUGUGAACAUCCUGAAGUUCUUGUACCCCGUGCCCAAGGAGGACAGCCGGCGCGUCAUCACGUUUGCGAACCAUGAUGACUACAUCUCAUUUCGCCACCACAUGUACAAGAAGGUGAACGGCAAGGAUGUGGAGCUGUCGGAGGUGGGCCCUAGGUUUCAACUGAAGCUGUAUGAAAUAAAGCUCGGGACUCUAGAGCAUUUGAAUGUUGCAGAAACGGAGUGGGCUCUGCGGCCGUACAUGAACACUGCGAUCAAACGCAGAUUCUUGUCGAAUGAUGACGGCUGGAACCAGGAAGACGAUGUGGAAGCCUAAUGAUAUGAAUUAUACUUGGCACAAAUACUGCCUGUGUAUUUUGUCACAUAUGUUUUUAUCUGAAUUUAAACUAAUAAUACUGUUUGAAUUAAAUAUAGACGUCAUGUUUUGAACUGAUAA
Molecule: messenger RNA, 3585 nt
Organism: Bacillus rossius redtenbacheri
Lineage: Eukaryota; Metazoa; Arthropoda; Insecta; Phasmatodea; Bacillidae
Product: U3 small nucleolar ribonucleoprotein protein IMP4
Exons: 1
Coding region: 2524-3465 (313 amino acids)
Biological process (GO): rRNA processing
Cellular component (GO): nucleolus; small-subunit processome; Mpp10 complex
Molecular function (GO): snoRNA binding; rRNA primary transcript binding
Source: RefSeq, a predicted model, not a curated record